AGUCCGCCUCUCUGCAGAAACCGGCCCAUGAGUAGGACCAGCCAACCGAACACGCCGUGUUGACUUUAACCAGAAGGUGUGCUGACAUCUCCUCUGAAGAUAUGAUUGUUGAGAUUUGGAGAUCCUUGAGGAUUAUGGAAACUCUGAUGGAGGUGUUUUAAGUUUGAUUGACAUUCGGACAACCAGUAAAGCUUGUUGUGGGCGGAGCCUGUGGAGCGAAAGAGGAAAGCUCUAUUUUCCUGUGCUGAAGAACUGAAAUACAACGAUCCUGGGAUAUUAUCUGCUGGAGUCGGUGAAUGUAAACUCAUCUUCAGCCUCAGGAUUAUGUUGGUGCGUGCUCGCUCUGAGGAUCUGAAGGAGGAUCAAAAUGCUGAAAUGUAAAGUUCAAAGUUAUUUCUGCUGCCUGUGGUUCACCUCGCUGCUGCUCCAGGAUCUGAGCAGAGCAGCUCCGGCAGAGAGCCAGUCCGCCCCUUGUAGCAUCUCUGUGUCUGAGCCAGAAUCCAACCUGGACUCCAUCUCUCUAACCAUCAACACACCCGGACACGACUGCUCCUUCACCCUCACGUCUCCUGACACAGGAGCAGACGGCGCUGAGUGUAAGAACAGAAUAACGACGAGUGGACAUGAGGAGGUAGAGACGAAUGAGAUCAAAGAAAAGGAGCACACAGAGGAGGAGGUGAAGGAGGAGAAAGAAGGGAACUAUCUGGGGACCAAUCAGCUAGGAGUUGAGGAUGGAGGUAACAAGGAGGCAGGAGGUGUUUUCACGUGUGUGUUGGAUCACCUGGAGCCAGGAACCGCCUACCUGCUGCAGGUUCAGUCUCAGAAAGACGAGGAGACCAUCAACAUCACCGUGCACACCCGGCCGUCAGCAGUGAGCGGCCUGUCAGUGACCUCCAGGACCGGCAGCAGCCUGGGCCUUUCCUGGCAGGCUGGCCCAGGGAGGACGCAGCGCUUCAGGCUGCAGCUUCAGGAUCACACCGGUCUGCUGAGGAACGAGACAUUAGAAAGCACAACAACCCAACACACGGUCGCCCACCUGUCACCUGGAUGCCUGUACAAUAUAACCAUGGUUACAGAGGCAGGUGGACUGCAGAACAGCCUGACGAUGGAGACUCAGACAGUUCCUGCUUCUGUCACCAAUCUCACCGCCAACAGUAACAGAACAAGCAUCCUGCUGUCAUGGCAACAACCUGAAGGCGACCUGGACGAGUUGGAUGUGAGCGUCUCCACUAAUGGCACAGGCCUUAAAGAGAUAACUCUUCCUCCGGACGCCACGGAGGUAUCAGUAGACCAGCUGACCCCAGGCUCGGCUUAUCAUAUCAUUGUGAUAACCAGGGCUGGGAAACUAAAGAACCAAUCAGAGCUCAGCGUCAGGACAGCUCCGGCAGCAGCAUCCCAACUCUCAAUGUCCCCUUCCUCUAACGAUGGUGGCCUCGUCUUGUCUUGGACGCCCCCUGCGGGCCACUGGGAGAGCUACAGGGUCUCUCUGUUUGAUGGAUCCCUGCAGUUAGUCAGCGUCGCUCUGGAUCAAGAGACAGUGACCUUCAGCUUUCCUGGGACGGGACUAAUACCUGGAAAACUUUACAGAGCAGAGCUGGAAGUGGAGAGUGGAGGACUGAAGGCCGAGAGCAGCUGUGAAGGGGCAACAGCUCCGUCCGCUGUGUCAAACCUCAACAUCCGACACUCUGACGAGACCUCGCUCAGCGCCAUGUGGAGCCACGCCCCCUCUGGGUCACGAGACAGCUAUUUCCUGACUCUCAGCCACGGUAACGUCACUGUGGAUACCAGGGAGGUGGAGCCAAACAUGAGGGAGUGCACCUUCAAUGUGCUCACACCUGGGAGGCGUUACAACAUCACCGUGACAACCAGGAGCUGGAAACUGAACAACUCAGUGACAGUGGAGGGGAUGACAGUUCCCAUGGCCUUGCGAAGCCUCACCUUGAUGAGCUCUGGAGUCCACUGCCUCAAAGCAUCAUGGGAGAAACCACCUGGAGACGUGGACUCGUACACGCUGAUGCUGCUGCAGGACGGUGUCCUGGUGAAGAAUGUCAGUGUUCCUGUUGGUUCUUCUUCUCUGCUGCUCUCUGGUUUGGCCCCCGGCGCCCUCUACAGGCUGCAGGCUGCUACUGUCAGUGGAGGGUUUCAGUCUGCAUCCAUCAGUCUGGAGGGACGAACCACCCCGGCGUCAGUCUCUGAAGUAACCGCUGCUAAUGGCGGCAGAUCGGACGCUCUGCAGGUGUCAUGGCGUCCGUCUGUGGGGGAAGUGGACAGCUACCUGGUGCGUCUUCAGCAUGGGACUCGAACCGUCCACACGCUGGCUGUGUCCCGCUCCUCGCCACCAGAGUGCUCCUUCAGCUCGCUGGUCGCUGGGAGGCUUUACUCGGUCAUCAUCAUAACAAGGAGCGGCAGCCUGGAGAACGCCACCGCAGUCCGAGCUCGAACACAGCCGGCUACAGUUCAAAACCCGACAGCGGUCCACUCGGCCAGAGACGACUUCCUCAAGGUGUACUGGCGUCACGCAGCAGGAGAUCUGGACCGUUAUGUGGUUCUGAUCCGCUACAACAACAGCGUUCUGCAGAAUAAGAGCGUCUCCGCCGGACAUAACGAGUGCGUCUUCUCGUCUCUGACCCCGGGGAGACUCUACAGCGUGAUCGUAGAAACCUGGAGCGGGGACUACGUCAGCAGCAUCUCCACCGACGGACGCACCUUUCCAGCAGCUGUUGGAAACCUUUCAGUAAGCAAUGCAGGAACAGGAGAUCUGACCGUCACCUGGAGCCCCGCCCAUGGAGAUGUGGACCACUAUGAGGUGACGCUGCUCUUCAACGACACCCGGGUUUUCCCUCCGGUCACUCUGAGCAGCGAGGAGCGCCAACACCGGCUCACCUCGCUGAACUCCGGGCGACUUUACAAGAUCGUGGUCUCCACGUUCAGCGGGCCGUACCAGAGAGCUCAGUUCAUUGAGGGGCGCACAGUCCCCAGUGCAGUUGGGAACUUGCGUCUGGCUCCUCAACGCGGUGGGCUGUUGGUCACCUGGACCCCUGGAGGAGGAGACCUGGACAUGUACACCGUCUCUUUAUCGACCACGGAUGGUGCUUUCGUUGAGACCCGUCCCGUCCCUAAACACGUCUCCUCCCUUGACUUCCUGAAUCUGAUCCAAGGAAACGCUUACACCAUCACCAUCCAAUCAAAGAGCGGGAAGCUGACCAACAGCAACAAAGCCACAGGCAGAACAGCUCCAGCCAGCGUCACCGCCCUGCAGGCCGACAACGACCACACCACCCACAGCCUCACCGUCAGCUGGGAGAGGCCGGUGGGCGUGUACCACGGUUACAGCCUACAGUUAUUGGACGAGGCAGGUGCCGUUCUGGCCAAUCGAUCGAUCCCAGCAGAGGGGCGGAGCGAGCGUCUGGAGGGUCUGACAUCAGGGAGGUGGUACAAAGUGAGGAUGGUGACGCUCAGCGGGGGAGUCCAAUCAGAAGAGGCCACAGCGGAGGGACAAACCCGUCCGUCUGCAGUCAGUAACCUCACCGUCACCUCCCUCAACACGUCCUCUCUCUCCUUCUCCUGGAGACCCUCUGACGGACGCGUGGACAUCUACGACCUGUCGCUCUACAACGUCACAGAGGCGACAGCCAAUCACAGACCGGACGCUGCAGGAGGCAGGAAGGAGCAUCAACAGGUGUUGGGGGAGCGUGUGGACCUGCAGAAAGUCGGUCCAGCUGCAGACAGCUGUGUGUUCUCCGGCCUGGGAGCAGGAACUCUGUACAGACUACAGGUGGUGAGCUGGAGCCGAGGAAUGAACAGCGACUCGUCUGUACUCGCCAGAACCGUCCCGUCUGCAGUGAAGUCUCUCAAAGUUCGGAGUUCGGAACAAACGGACCGACUGAUUGUAACGUGGCAGCACGGCGCUGGAAGCCGGAGCGGUUAUCAGGUGAUCCUCUACGAUGUCUCUGGAGCCUCCCUGAGUGCUCAGACGUUGGGGGCGGAGCACACGAGUCACAUGUUCUCUGGGCUGAUCCCUGGUAGGCUGUACCGUGCUGAGGUCAUCACACACAGCGGGGAGCUGACCAAUAACAUCUCCUCACUCGGACGACCAUCUCCAGAAUCGCCCACCCACCUGUCCGUCAAACAAGGAUCGACCAAUGACACGAUAGAGUUGUCCUGGUCUGGUCCCGCCUCCGGGGACUACCACAGCUUUCACCUGCAGUGGACUCCUCUGGACCAGCUGUUAAUCACACAGACUCACCUGACCAGUCGAAUUGUAGGCGGGAUGUUUCCAGGGCGACAGUACAACUUUACCGUGGAGACCGUUAGCGGGGGCGGAGCCAGGAGCUUACCUACAGCCAGGAGUCAGCCAAUCCAGAGGAGCGUGAGGACAAGUCCGUCUCCUCUCAGGGCCAUCCACUGCUUCCCUCUCUCUUCCUCCUCCCUCUCCUGCUCCUGGUCGCCUCCUUCCUCCGACUACGACUCCUACGAGGUUGAGUGCCGACGCCACGAUGACGGCGAGCUGACCUCUGCUCUGAGGCUGGCGGGUGGCGUCACUGCGGUAACGCUGGAUCACCUGGAGGCAUACAGGAAGUACUCGGUGACGGUCAGAGUGUCGUCAGCCGGGCAGACAAGUCCACCGUCUACACACACAACCGUCACCAUGAUAGACCGCCCUCCGGUCCCGCCCACAAACGUAUGUGUCAGCGAGAAGUCGUCAAAGGUCACAUCAUCCUCCAUCUUGUUCCGCUUCAACUGCUCGUGGUUCAGCGACGCCAACGGAGCCGUCAGAUACUUCGCCGUGGUCGUGGCGGAGUCUGACGCCAAUGAGAUGCUUCAGCCGGAGCAGCGUCACCCUCUGCCCUCGUACCGUGACUACAUCAGUAACUCCUCUGUCAGAGCGUAUCAGACCGCCUACUUCUCCAGCCGCUGCCCGCAGGACACCGAGGCCUCACCUGGACAGGUGAUCGAGGUGAACCUUGGGGCAGGAGGGGAUCGACUGGGAGGGGCCUGUGAUCAUUACCAUGACGACGACCUUUACCUGAGCGACAGUUACGGCGGCUUCUGUGACGGGCCGCUGAAAUCCAAAACCUCAUACAGGCUGAGUGUGCGAGCGUUCACCAGACUCCUUGAUGAAAACCACCGAGAGUUCCCUGAGCCUCUUUUCACUGAUACUUACCUGUCUGCUGCUCUCAGGACACAUGCAGAGCCUUUAGGGGGCGUCGUGGAGGGUUUGAGUGCCGGGAUGUUCCUGAUCGGUAUGAUGGUGGCCGUGGUCUCUCUGCUGGUCUACAGACAGAGACUACGCAAAGUGGCUGUCCAGGAAAACCCAGUGGUGAGGAUGAGUAUGUGGAAGGAGGUUCCAUCUACAGGACUGUAUGUGGGUGUGAGGAGUAACCGUCGGGUCACCAGUCCUAUCAAAGCGUGCCACUUUGAGUCCCAUCUGAACAAACUGCAGGCGGACUCUAACUACCUGUUGUCAGAGGAGUUUGAGGAUCUGAAGGACGUUGGACGGAACCAGAUGAUGGACGUCGCCCGUGUGCCGGAGAAUCGAGGGAAGAACCGCUACAACAACAUCCUUCCCUAUGAUUCGACCAGAGUGAAGCUGUCGUACCUGGAAGAUGACCCCUGCUCUGACUACAUCAACGCCAGCUACAUGCCUGGUAAUAACUAUCGCAGGGAGUACAUCGCCACUCAGGGCCCGCUGCCCGGCACCAAAGACGACUUCUGGAGGAUGGUGUGGGACCACGGUGUACACAACAUUGUCAUGGUUACGCAGUGUGUGGAGAAGGGACGGGUGAAGUGUGACCAGUACUGGCCUGCAGACAGAGAGCCGCUGUACUACGGUGAUCUGGUCAUUCAGAUGCUGUCAGAGUCCGUCCUGCCAGAGUGGACCAUCAGAGAGUUCAAGAUCACCUCGGAGAGCAGCUGUAGUUACCCUCGAGUGCUGCGUCACUUCCACUACACGGUGUGGCCCGACCACGGAGUCCCAGAGAGCACCCAGUCUCUGAUCCAGUUUGUUAGGACCGUCCGGGACUACGUUGACCGAUCUCCAAGCACAGGAGCCACGAUUGUACACUGCAGUGCUGGUGUUGGGCGUACAGGGACAUUUAUCGCCUUGGAUCGGGUUCUGCAGCAGUUGGACUCCAAAGGAACUAUAGACCUGUACAGCUGUGUGUUCGACCUCCGCCUUCACCGCCAACACAUGGUACAGACUGAGUGCCAGUAUUCCUUCCUGCACCAGUGUGUGCGGGAUGUCCUAAGAGCCAGGAAGCAUCGCAGUGAACAGGAGAAUCCUCUCUACCCCAUCUAUGAAAACUUCAACCCUGAGUACUGUCGUGAUUUCAUCUACUCUGGACGCUAAAACUUGAUGAUAUUCAUCUGAAGAGAGAAGAAUUAUGUCUACGUUAGCUUAUUGUGUCAAAAUGAGAUUCAUUAGAGAAUUUUAUCAACACACAAUACAAAACAAGGUCAAAUCAGUUUAAUGUUAAAGAAAAGUAACAAAUGAUUUAACGGAUUUCUAGUUUAAGAUUGAUUUUAAUAUUUAUGUCUAAAGUUCUUCUUUGUAGAUUUGUAGAAGGUAAAGCCCAACCCAAAAAAAACGAUUGAAGCUUUGAAAUAUUUUGUUCCCAGUUUGAAUAUUAACAGUAAAAGAAAUUAAAAAUAAACCUUUAAAUGUUAUAUUAAAAAAAAACAUGUUUUUUUGUAUCAUAGUAAAUCUAAUUUUAUUAAUUGUACCUUACUUUAAAUUAGUAUUGAUUUCUAUAAAAAUUUAAAAUCUAAACUUCUAUUUGAAAAAUAUUAUAACAUUAAAAUUUUCAUUUAGCCGAUAUCAUUUAAUUUAAAUGUGUUGUGGGAUUUCUCAGGAGAUGAAACGGGUUGAUCUCAGGUUGUUGGUGGUUAAAAAAUACGAGUUAAAUCUGAUUGUUAGCUAGCAAUGAUAGCAUACCCGCUAACCUCAAUAUAACAGAAUAGUUCCAGGGAGGAAAAGAGCCAUCCUUUCUUACUGUAUGUUUUCACUCACUGCUCAGUAUAAGCUGUUUAUUUAAAACCUUACACACAUUGCUGUAUGUAAAUAUUGAUGUAAUACUCUUUUUUUUUUACAAAACAUGAAAAUGUAAUUAUACAUUUGGACAAUAUUUUUCUUAUUAUUGAUUUUUGGUGUCACAUGGAUCAAACACGAGCGAGGAAUGUAAAGUGCUGUUCCCAGACAUUAAGUGUAACCUGCUUUAAGAUUGUAUAUUGAGAUUUGCAUAUGGUCAGUUUGAUUAAAUGUUUUAUAUUAAGUAUAUGUUGUCUUACAAUAUUAAAUAAAAGCAUGGAGAUAAACUCCCUUUUACUUAUAUCACAAAUAUUUAGUAUAUUUGUCUAAAUUCACGAUGUCUGGAAAUGAUUAUCUCGUGUGUGUGAUUUACAGAAAACUUUGAAUUUUCAAUUUAAUGUUCCAAAAUACUGUAAAAACAAUAUUAUUGAUACAUUUAUUAAUAUAAAUAUCCGUAUACAAGAUAAUAAUGUCAUCUUAUGUAUUAGGAGUAAUACAUUCCCAGAUGUAGACAUAAGUAUGUUAUUGAGAUUGAUAAAUAACGAAGGCCAAAGAAUGGACAUCUGUUUUGAUAUUUUGCUGUCAUACCAAUCUAAACUGGCUCUUUAAAUAAUAAUAAUAAAAUCAUUCAGAAAU
Messenger RNA from Notolabrus celidotus (New Zealand spotty), 7663 nucleotides. RefSeq names its product receptor-type tyrosine-protein phosphatase beta-like. Bases 368 to 6349 code for a protein of 1993 amino acids. Gene Ontology annotation, molecular function: protein binding; protein tyrosine phosphatase activity. The transcript is spliced from 40 exons. The record is from RefSeq and is a predicted model, not a curated record. Lineage: Eukaryota; Metazoa; Chordata; Actinopteri; Labriformes; Labridae. Gene Ontology annotation, biological process: protein dephosphorylation.